Molecule: messenger RNA, 2695 nt
Organism: Leopardus geoffroyi (Geoffroy's cat)
Lineage: Eukaryota; Metazoa; Chordata; Mammalia; Carnivora; Felidae
Gene: MARCKS
Product: myristoylated alanine rich protein kinase C substrate
Exons: 2
Coding region: 453-1460 (335 amino acids)
Biological process (GO): central nervous system development; actin filament organization
Cellular component (GO): plasma membrane; actin filament bundle; cytoplasm
Molecular function (GO): calmodulin binding; actin filament binding
Source: RefSeq, a predicted model, not a curated record
GCGCGCGGGGGCCGCGUCAGCGCCCGCGAGCCCAUUCAUCUGUGCACUUGGGCGUUGGACCCCGCAUCUUAUUAGCAACCAGGGAGAUUUCUCCAUUUUCCUCUUGUCUACAUUGCGGCUACAAAUCUGGGAUUUUUUUAUUACUUCUUUUUUUUAAAAAACUACACUUGGGCUCCUUUUUUUGUGCUCGACUUUUCCUCCCUUUUUCCCUCCCUCCUGCGCUGCUGCUUUUUUAUCUCUUCGACUUAAAUUUUUUUAUCCGGAGUGUAUUUAAUCGGUUCUGUUCUGUCCUCUUCACCACCCCCACUCCCCCCUCCCUCCGGUGUGUGUGCUGCUGCCGCCGCCGCUGCUGCCGCCGCCGCUGCUACUGCCGCUCGCCCCGUCGUUACACCAACCGGAGGCUCUUUGUUCCCCCCUUGGAUCUGUUGAGUUUCUUUGUUGAAGAAGCCAGCAUGGGUGCCCAGUUCUCCAAGACCGCUGCGAAGGGAGAAGCCACCGCGGAGAGGCCCGGGGAGGCGGCUGUGGCCUCGUCGCCUUCCAAAGCGAACGGGCAGGAAAAUGGCCACGUGAAGGUAAACGGCGACGCUUCUCCCGCGGCCGCCGAGCCGGGCGCCAAGGAGGAGCUGCAGGCCAACGGCAGCGCCCCGGCCGCCGACAAGGAGGAGCCCGCGGGCGCCGGGAGCGGGGCGGCGUCGCCCGCCGCGGCCGAGAAGGAGGAGCCGGCCGCCGCCGCCGCCCCCGAGGCCGGGGCCAGCCCCGCGGAGAAGGAGGCUCCCGCCGAGGGCGAGGCCGCCGAGCCCGGCUCGCCCUCGGCCGCGGAGGGGGAGGCCGCGUCGGCCGCCUCCUCGACGUCUUCGCCCAAGGCGGAGGACGGGGCCACGCCCUCGCCCAGCAACGAGACCCCGAAAAAAAAAAAGAAGCGCUUUUCCUUCAAGAAGUCUUUCAAGCUGAGCGGCUUCUCCUUCAAGAAGAACAAGAAGGAAGCGGGAGAGGGCGGGGAGGCCGAGGGCGCAGCCGGCGCCUCCGCCGAAGGCGGCAAGGACGAGGCCUCCGGGAGCGCCGCUGCGGCCGCCGCAGAGGCGGGCGCUGCCUCCGGGGAGCAGGCGGCCGCGGCGCCGGGCGAGGAGGCCGCGGCGGGUGAGGAGGGGGCGGCGGGCGGCGACCCGCAGGAGGCCAAGCCCGAAGAGGCCGCCGUCGCGCCCGAGAAACCAGCCGCCAGCGAGGAGGCCAAGCCCCCCGAGGAGCCCAGCAAGGGCGAGGAGAAGGCCGAGGAGGCCGGGGCCAGCGCCGCUGCCUGCGAGGCGCCCUCAGCCGCCGGGCCCGGUGCGCCCCCGGAGCAGGAGGCGGCGCCCGCGGAGGAGGCGGCGGCCGCGACAGCCUCGUCAGCCUGCGCAGCCCCGUCACAGGAGGCCCAGCCCGAGUGCAGUCCAGAAGCCCCCCCAGCGGAGGCGGCAGAGUAAAAGGGCCCGAGUUUUGAGAUAAUCGAAGAACUUUUCUCCCCCUCCCCCCCCCGUUUGUUUGUUGGAGUGGUGCCAGGUACUGGUUUUGGAGAACUUGUCUACAACCAGGGAUUGAUUUUAAAGAUGUCUUUUUUUUUAAUUUUCCUUUUCUUUUUACGCAGCAAAUUUUGUUCCCCCACCCCUCCUCCCCCCACAGAUCCCAUCUCAGAUCAUUCUGUUACCACCAUUCCAACAGGUCGAGGAGAGCUUAAACACCUUCCUCUGCCUUGUUUCUCUUUUGUUUUUAUUUUUUGCAUCAGUAUUAAUGUUUUUUGCAUACUUUGCAUCUUUAUUCAAAAAUGUAAACUUUCUUUGUCAAUCUAUGGACAUGCCCAUAUAUGAAGGAGAUGGGUGGGUCAAAAGGGAUAUCAGAUGAAGUGAUAGGGGCCACGAUGGGGAAGUUUAAGUGGUGCGUGACAUUGCCAAGAGUAACGUACCGCUAGAAAUAAAUGAUGGUGUAAAGGCUUAGUCUUUUUCUUUUUUUUUUAAAGAAAAGUUAUUACGAUGUAUUUUGUGAGGCAGGUUUACAACACUACAAGUCUUGACUAAGAAGGAAAGAGAAGAAAAAAAAAAAAAAAAACACCAAUACCCAGAUUUUAAAAAAGAUCAUAGUCUUAGGAGUUCAUUUAAACCAUAGGAACUUUUCACUUAUCUCAUGUUAGCUGUACCAGUCAGUGAUUAAGUAGAACUACAAGUUGUAUAGGCUUUAUUGUUUAUUGCUGGUUUAUGACCUUAAUAAAGUGUAAUUAUGUAUUACCAGCAGGGUGUUUUUAACUGUGACUAUUGUAUAAAAACAAAUCUUGAUAUCCAGAAGCACAUGAAGUUUGCAACUUUCCACCCUGCCCAUUUUUGUAAAACUGCAGUCAUCUUGGACCUUUUAAACACAAAUUUUAAACUCAACCAAGCUGUGAUAAGUGGAAUGGUUACUGUUUAUACUGUGGUAUGUUUUUGAUUACAGCAGACAAUGCUUUCUUUUCCAGUCGUCUUUGAGAAUAAAGGAAAAAAAUCUUCAGAUGCAAUGGUUUUGUGUAGCAUCUUGUCUAUCAUGUUUUGUAAAUACUGGAGAAGCUUUGACCAAUUUGACUUAGAGAUGGAAUGUAACUUUGCUUACAAAAAUUGCUAUUAAACUCCUGCUUAAGGUGUUCUAAUUUUCUGUGAGCACACUAAAAGCGAAAAAUAAAUGUGAAUAAAAUGUA